This is a messenger RNA of Bombus huntii, 2338 nucleotides long. Its product is annotated as citrate synthase, mitochondrial-like. The transcript has 8 exons. Gene Ontology annotation, cellular component: mitochondrial matrix. Lineage: Eukaryota; Metazoa; Arthropoda; Insecta; Hymenoptera; Apidae. The coding region runs from base 1 to 1572 and encodes 523 amino acids. Gene Ontology annotation, biological process: carbohydrate metabolic process; tricarboxylic acid cycle. The record is from RefSeq and is a predicted model, not a curated record.
AUGAAGAAUUACAGCGACAUUAAUUUCCACGGACAACGACACGUAUUGACGGUUGGAAUUGAUUUACCGAUGUACGAGAACAGAAAGGAAAAAACAAUUAUAUAUUUUUUACCAUUAUUACAAGAACAUAUUAUACUUUUGCAAGGAUAUGAAAAAAAUGAAUUAAAUGUUAAGGUGAGUACAACGAGAGGUGUUCCUAGCACAAGCGUAAACUUGAAGGAGGCUUUGUGCGAAAAGAUUCCCAUACACUAUGAUAUAUUGAGAAAUAUCCGACAAGAACAUGGAUCGUCGGUGAUCAGUCAGAUUACCGUGGAAAAUAUUUAUCAAGGAUUAAACGGAGUGAACACUAUGGUUAGAGAAACUUCUGAGAUUGAUCCAAAAUAUGGGAUUAAAUAUAGGGGACUAACGAUACCGGAAGUUGUUACACUGCUACCUCGAGAAGGAAAGUCACCAAGUGCGGAAUCUGUAUUUUGGUUGCUUUUAACCGGGGAUGUUCCAACGCAAGAACAAACAGCAUCGCUAAUCGCUGAUUGGUCUGCACGACGUCAAAAGAAGAAAGAUUGGUGGUCAGGACCAGGUGGUGGAAUCGUUGGUUCCGUUCUUCAAACGUUACCAAAAACAACGUCUCCUCUUGGAAAGCUGUCAGUGGCUCUUACCGUUUUUGAUUCUCGCAAUCACAUGAAUGAAGCUUUAAAAAAUGGCGCCUUGAGUUAUACUCAUUGGGAAUACAUGUAUGAAGAUAGUAUGGAGUUACUAGCAACGCUACCGGCAAUAGUCGGUCUAAUCGCUAAAGGCGAAUUGAAGAACUUGGAAGAAGAGAACGGCGAUUGGAUACAAUUUUUAUCAGAAUGUUUAUGUAACGCAUUUGACAUUUCGAAAAACCAUAAGAAAUCGUUGAUGGACUUCCUUCGAUUAUACAUUGUUCUGAACGCAGAUGAAAAUGGCGGAAUACCUGGCGUUCAUGUUACAGAAAUACUCGGUGCUUCUCAAUCAUACGUCAACCAGGCUCUUGCAGCAGGAGCCUUAGCAUAUACCGAGGAACCUAAAAGCGGCACAAUUUCAGAAUAUAUGGAAUUCCAAACAAAAAUACAGCGCCUUCUUGGCCAAGAAUCGAAGGAAGAAAAGUUAAGGAACUAUAUAACCAGUAUAAUUCAAAGGGAUAAAUUAACUGGUUACAAAGAAGCAGAGAUUUGCGAUCCGAAAUACACCGUAUUGGAAAAUUAUGCAAGAGAACAUUUACCAAAUGAUUCUGGUAUAAAGUUGUCACAAACCAUCACUAAAAUUCUUUCUACAAUGAUGAAAUCUGCAAAAGGAAAAAAUAUUUAUCCCGAACAAAAUGCAAUUGCUGCACCUAUUUUUCAAUUCUAUGGGCUGAAAGACAUGGAAUUCAAUCAAAUAUUACUGUGCAUGUCGCGAGCUUUGGGUGCAGUUGCAUCGAUCAUUUGGACAAGAGCUGUUAAUGCUUCGGUUGAACAACCAACAUCCAAAUGCACUUAUUCUUAUUUAAAUUCUAUCCAAGGGGCAAGAGGAAAACGUAAACGAGGGAAGCAUACAAAAAAUAUUCGAAAAUAAAGUUUCUUAAAUUUUUGCCAACAAUAUUAAACCAACAAUAUUUCUCAUAUACAGUAUUAAACAUAAUGUAUGUGUCUGUAAAUUAUUAUAUUAUACAUAAAUUAUGUGAAUUUUUAUCAAACUUUAAUAUAGUAUAUCCUAUUAUUAAUUAUUUAAAAUAUUUCAAAUCUACAGAAAUUUUUGUUUAAUCAUUGAACCACCACAAACCUGAAAUUUACUUUAAUUUAUAGUAAAUGAUGGAAAGCAGAUAAUAUGAAACUUAACAAAGUUACCCACAUAUAUUUUAUACUUAUGCAUGAAGUACUUAUUGAACGAAUUAAUUAACAAGUUAUAAUUUUAAACUUAGCGCUUAUACGUGUGUAUAUUCGUAGCUCUGAUGGUACAUACGUAUCGGUUAAGAAUAAUCUUAAAGAAAAUGGCGCAAUUCGAUAUCUUUCUACGUCAAAAAUUAUGAAUCAAACUUUUAAAAUUAUCUAUGAAAGUACAGUAAUAAAAAGUAUAAAAGUUAAUGUUUUGUAAUGAGUUUCAAAUUAAAUAUUCAAUUAUGAAAUGAAUUUGAUACAAAUUUCUAGUAUGUCGGUUCCUUUUUGUGGUUAUACGUCCUAAUAUUAGAUUUUUAGUAUACAAAAAUGCCUUUUCUUCUACUCUGCAGUUUAUCAAAUGUGUUAAUACUAAUCAUAUAAUUAUAUUUCUAAGGACUUAAGAUAAUUUAUUUUGACGUUAAUCGAUGCUUCCUAAAGAAAGCGUAAUGAAAAGGUUCUAUACU